Molecule: messenger RNA, 2556 nt
Organism: Rubroshorea leprosula
Lineage: Eukaryota; Viridiplantae; Streptophyta; Magnoliopsida; Malvales; Dipterocarpaceae
Source: the annotation of a GenBank genome assembly
CAAAUACACUGCCUUUCGCUAAUCAACAUCUUUGUUCAGCAUUCUUCAGUUCGAGUUACUCGACUUCUAAUUCUUCACUUCCUCUCCCUUUCAAACUGUUUAUCUUAAUUUCCACUACAAACACUCUCCUUUUGUUUUUCUUUCAGAUAUAUACAUUUUCUAUUUUGUUAAAUCAUCUUGUUCCCUCUUCAAAAAAAAAAAAAAAAAGGAGAGAAAAAGAAAAAGAAAGAAAAAAGGGAAGUACUCUUGUUCAAACGCAUCUCCACCGCAUUCAGUUCUAAGUUAGCGUCCAGAAAUAAAGCUCAAGCUAAAAGCUAAGGAAAUUUUCAAAGUUUCCUGUGAAAAUUGGGAACUUAAUUAGCCUCCAUCAUCUGGAUAUUAGGGAAACAAAUUCCCUAAAAGAGAUGCCAUUUGGAUUAGCUAACCUCAAACAUCUUUUGACGUUGGGCAAAUUUAUUGUGGGGAAGGAAAAUGGAUCCCUGAAAUUAUCUAAUUUGGAGAACUUUUCUCAACUUAAAGAGGAACUAUCUAUUCUAGAUUUGCAUAAUGUUUCAAAUGCUCAUGAUGCUAAGAAGGCCAGCCUGGACAAGAUUGAUGGUCUUGAUUGGUUGCUCUUGCAAUGGACCUCUGAAUUUGGCAAUUCUAGGAAUGAAGACAAAGAAAUGGAGCUGUGUGAGUGUAGAAGAAGCACUUUAUUACCAUCACUGGGGCAAUUACCAGCACUCAAAGAAUUGAUUGUGGAAGGCAUGGAUGCAAUAGAAACGGUGGGUUCUAAGUUUUAUGGGCAUGGCACUUUUCAAUCUCUUGAGAAGUUGGAGUUUUGUGACAUGUUAGCUUGGCAGGAAUGGACUUCAACAACAGAAGGUGGAGUGGGAUUCCCAUGUCUUUGUGAGCUUGUGAUUGAAAAUUGUCCUCCAUUGAUGGGAGAAUUACCGAGCCACUUGUCUUGUCUUACAAAUCUUGUGAUAAAAAGAUGCCCAGAGUUAAGAUGCCCAUCAUCUAUGAGUCUUCAAUCACUUCAAAAGCUGAAUAUUGAAGAUUGCAAUGUGGCCCUUUUGAAUAGCAUGGCUGAUCUCACCUCUCUUGCUAGCUUGGAAAUUAAGAGAAUUUCAGGACUUGUUUGCUUGGCUAGGAGUUUUAUUGAGUCCUUGAUAGCAGUUGAGAAGGUGGAGAUUAAAAAAUGCCUCGAGCUUACUUGUUUAUGGGAGGAAGGCGCCGAGAUAGAAAACCUUGCUCGUCUUGAGAAAAUGAACAUUGAGAGCUGUCCUCUGCUUGUUUCAUUGACGGGGAAAGAACAUGGCCUUCUUCCUUUCAAUCUUAAACAUCUCACACUUUCAAGUUGCAAGGCUUUAGAGUCAUUAACUGAUGCGAUGAUGAUGAAGGUAGAUGGAAGCAGUAGCAGCAACAACAUGUUGAGACUUGAUUCAUUACGCAUCUACAAUUGUGAGUCUCUCAAGUCUUUACCGACCACCAUGGUUAAACACUUGACAAUUAAUGGAUGUGUCAAUUUUGAGUCUUUACCAGAUGGAGUAUUAUUGCAAGAUGAUGGUGACAGCAACAGCAAUCUUGAAUAUUUGAGAAUAGAGGGACUUCCAUCUCUAAAUUCUGUUGGGAGUGGUCAUCUGCCAGCUUCUCUCAAGGAAUUUACUGUUGAAGAUUGCAAGAGGUUGGAAUCAUUUCCAGAGAGGAUGCUGGAACAUUGUACGGGACUUGAAUCCCUUCGAAUUUGCAAUUGUGAAGUAUUGAGAAGCUUAUCACUUGAAGGCCUCAGCAAUCUUCGUGAUUUGAACAUUAGAAGGUGUGCAGUUUUAGAAUUCUUCCCAGAAAUGGGCCUCUCCUUGCCCAAUCUUAGGUCUUUGACAAUUAUAGGUUGCCCAGGGUUGGAGCGCAUUCUAGAUGGGGGUUUUCCCCCAGACUUAACAGAUCUUUACUUAGACGGUGAGCAUCUGAAGCAGCCGGUAGUGGAAUGGGGCCUCCGCAAUCUUACCUCUGUUCAACGCCUUGGCAUUUAUAACACGUGUACUCUUCCGGAUAUUGUGCUUCCUUCCUCUUUAAGAUCUCUCUGGAUAGAAAAUGCAAAGAAUUUGAAAUCCAUACCCAGAGGGCUCCUCCAAAACCUCAACUCUCUUCAAUAUUUACAAAUUUCGGGGUGCCCAAAGCUACGGUCCUUGCCGAGGGAAGGCCUGCCUGCGUCGCUUGGAUCUCUCUGGAUCACUAGGUGUCCGCUUCUAAAACGACAACGCUUUGAGGAGAAAGGAGAAUAUUGGUCUCUCACCCGUACCAUCCCUUGCGUCCAAAUAGAUGAUGAUGAGCUAUAACCACCAAAGCCAAUUGUUACCUGAGUGAAAUCUGGAAUGAAGCUACAGACUUAUUAUUGAGGUAUAUUUCUUUUCUUUUUAAUAGCUUAAAUUAUAAUAUAUCUGCAUAUUGCUAAACUACUUCUCUUUUUAUUGAUAAAUUUGGAGAGCUUGAUCCCCUUCCCAACUCUUCAGCUUCAGCUAAAGUUAAGGUGACGGCUAUAUUAACGCAUCUUACAAAUUAAGCUACAGACUUAUU